Messenger RNA from Hypoxylon fragiforme, 1768 nucleotides. RefSeq lists its product as uncharacterized. The record is from RefSeq and is a predicted model, not a curated record. Lineage: Eukaryota; Fungi; Ascomycota; Sordariomycetes; Xylariales; Hypoxylaceae. Bases 503 to 1516 code for a protein of 337 amino acids. The transcript has 4 exons.
CGGGACAAUCUAAAAAUAACAGGCAACCUUUUUCUUCUUCUUCUCAAAUUACAAUUAUAGUUGUCUCUAAAGUCCCGGGGUAUCGAUUUGCCGCCGUGUUCACUUCGCAGCAUCCCACAGUUCUGUUUACAGAAUCAGGAGUACUUCCCGGCAGAAUUCAAUUUGGCUAAAUGACAUACACGUUCCACACUUAAUCUCAGAACUCCUGACGAUUCGACAGUAUAUUUAUACCUCGAUCGGUCUAGAGGACCUGACUCCCCCCUCCCCCCUGCUCAACAACCUAGAUGGCCGAGAGAGACACAUGGGUUGAAAGGUGCGUAGGAUCGUCGGCAGUUGUGUGGCCGUCGGAGUCCAACCGAACGUUGGGAUGCGACAUAAAACCCAUCCAGCGAUUCCCAACUUUUAAAAACGGGCUGAGUCUCCGUUUGGGGUCUUGAAGCGACGUGUGACAGUCAGUAUCUACGAUAAAAAGAGGAAAAGCCACCAUCUGCCCGCCAUCAACAUGCAGUUGAGGAACUUCGCACUCCUUGCCGCCGCUGGCAUCGCGCCUAGCGUCAAUGCCGCAGCGACUCUCCGUUUCUCGUGCUCGCAGCUCGUUGUCGAGCGACUAGACCCUCUCGUCAACCCCGGAGAAAGCCCAUCCCCCCAUCUACACCAAGUCGUCGGAGGAAAUGCCUUCAACGUCUCGAUGGACCCCGCCGUGCAUGACCUCCCCACGACGGCAACCUGCACAUCAUGCACGCCCACCGAAGAUUUCUCCAACUACUGGACCGCCGUCCUCUUCUUUAAAGCCAAGAACGGCACCCUCCACCGCGUGAACACCUUCGGCAACGAGCUCGGCUUCACGCAGGCCAAGGGCGGGCAGACGGUGUACUACCUGACCUCGGGCAAGGCGACGGCCUUCAAGCCCGGCUUCCGCAUGACGGUCGGCGACCCCAAGAUCCGCACCGCCGAGGAGCUCAACCGGCGCUACAAGUACAUGGACUUCACCUGCCUUCAGUCGUCCAUGACCCGCGGCGGCCAGACCACCUACUUCCCCAAGCAGCCCUGCGCCGCCGGCAUCAUGGUCAGCAUCCGCUUCCCGACCUGCUGGGACGGCAAAAACGUCGACAGCCCAGACCACCAAAGCCACGUCGCCUACCCCUCGGGGACCUCCUGCCCAUCCACACACCCCGUCGUGAUCCCCCAAGUCUUCUACGAAACCUACUGGGACACGCGCCCUUUCAACAACAAAGCCGAGUGGCCCGCCGACGGAUCGCAGCCGUUCGUGUGGUCGUUCGGGGACCAGACGGGGUACGGGAUCCACGGGGACUACGUGUUCGGGUGGAAGGGGGACGCGCUGCAGCGCGCGCUCGACGCCAACUGCAACUCGGACCUCUUCGCCAACCGCAUCAACUGCCCCACGCUGCAGACGCAGUCGCUCGAGCAGGCCAACACGUGCACCAAGACGAGGACUGUCGACGAGGAGUUGGAUGGGUGGUUGGCGCAGUUGCCGGGUGGCAUGCCUAUCUCGUAAAGGGGGGUUCGGGGCUCAUGAGGAAAAAUACCUAGAUGGGAGGACUCUCCUCUUGCCUCAACCAAAGCUACCUACCUAGCUAGCCGGGUAGUUUCUUCAUACCUAACUACUCACCCUACUACCCGAUGGAUAUCUACUUAAAUGCCUAACCUCUAGGCACUUGACAGUUGGCAUUUUUAUCUUAUCUUAUUUUACUUACCUAUUCAUUGCAUAUACCUUACCUAUAGCUCAAUAGAUUGAAUACACUGUUCA